Molecule: messenger RNA, 1941 nt
Organism: Protopterus annectens (West African lungfish)
Lineage: Eukaryota; Metazoa; Chordata; Ceratodontiformes; Protopteridae
Product: beta-Ala-His dipeptidase-like
Exons: 12
Coding region: 183-1634 (483 amino acids)
Biological process (GO): proteolysis
Cellular component (GO): cytosol
Molecular function (GO): metallodipeptidase activity
Source: RefSeq, a predicted model, not a curated record
AGAGUUAAACCAGCAGUAUCUUUUUUUUUUGGAUUAAGAAAAAGCAAGAAAGAAAAGGAGAGAGGGAGAGGGAGACAGAGAUGCAAGGAACUGCAUGUCAGAUUGCGUGAUAAUCUUCAGAGAGAUUUAAAUCAGAGGUGCAAUUUGCUUUCAUUGUCACUGUGCUAAUCUCUGGAACAGUGAUGGCAUCAGCAGAAGAGUCAGUCGUCCAUUCAGCUACGCUUCUAGACCAGGUGUUACAGCACAUUGACAAUCACCAGGAUGAAUUUGUGCAGACGCUCAGUGACUGGAUAGCCAUUCAAAGUGAUUCCAGCAAUUCCCAGCUGCGAGGAGAAAUUAAUCAGAUGCUUGACAUAACCGUACAGAAGUUGAAACAAAUAGGUGCAAUGGUUGAGCUUGCAGAUGCAGGUUCUUAUCAGCUGCCAAAUGGAUCAUCAGAGACACUCCCUCAAGUAAUUUUAGCAGAACUGAAGAAAGAUCCAAAUAAACCAACUGUGUGCAUUUAUGGGCACGUUGAUGUACAACCAGCGAGUAUGUCUGAUGGGUGGGCAACAUACCCAUAUAACCUAACAGAACUGAAUGGAAACUUGUAUGGACGUGGAGCUACUGAUAACAAAGGCCCUGUCUUAGCCUGGCUGCAUGCAGUAGAAGCUUAUCAAGCACUGAAUCAGGAGCUUCCUGUUAACAUCAAGUUCAUCAUAGAAGCCAUGGAAGAAGUUGGCUCUCCAGGCCUGGAUCAGGUACUGACAAUGAAACGGGACACGUUUUUUUCUGAUGUUGACUACAUUGUUAUCUCUGACAACAUCUGGCUCAGCAGGAAACCAGCACUCACAUAUGGGACAAGAGGAAACUGCUACUUUCUCGUGGAGGUAGAGUCCUCCAAACGAGAUCUUCAUUCAGGAGUCUUUGGUGGUGCAGUCCAUGAAGCAAUGACAGACCUGAUUGCCCUGCUUGGCAGUCUUGUAGACGCAUCAGGGCGCAUUCUCAUUCCUGGUAUCAAUGAAUGUGUAACGCCGCUCACAGAAGAAGAAAAGGAACUGUACAAGAAUAUUGAAUUUGACAUUGAAGCACACAUCAAAAAUAUCGGUGCUAAAAGGUUUCUGCAAGAUACCAAGGAAAAUGUUCUGCUUCAUCUGUGGAGAUAUCCAUCCCUCUCCAUCCAUGGGAUUGAAGGUGCAUUCUCCUCAUCUGGAACCAAGACUGUUAUACCUGCAAAAGUGAUAGGGAAAUUCUCUAUACGCCAAGUCCCUGACAUGGACCCUUUAGUUGUUGAGAAACAGGUAACAGAAUAUCUUAAUAAGAUAUUUGCAGAGCGGAACAGUCCUAACACCUUGAAAGUCUCAAUGGUUAUUGGUGUCAAACCAUGGGUAGCAGAUCCUAGUGACCCACAGUAUACAGCAGGCAGAAGAGCCGUAAAAAAAGUGUUUAAUGUGGAGCCUGAUAUGAUUCGAGAAGGUUCAACCAUCCCAAUUGCUAAUGCUUUCCAGAAUGCACUGAAGAAGAGGGUGAUGAUGCUACCAAUUGGAGGAUUUGACGAUGGUGAACAUUCUCAAAAUGAGAAGAUCAGCAGGUACAACUACAUUCAAGGAACAAAGUUAUUUGCAACCUAUUUUCAUGAACUUUCCAAACUGUGAUGUGACCAAAGAAAUGCUGGAUUCAAGACCAAAAGUAUUGCAGUCAAACAGUCAAAUAAUAUUGUUUAAUCUUGAUAAUUUUUUCUACUUUCUUAGCAUGAUAAUUUACUAUAUGUGUAAUUGGAAUACAUUAUAGGAACUUGUAUACUUUUGCAUUGUCAUUUCAUUUUGUAUACCUGAGUUUGAUAGUAGAAUGACUAAAUGUUGUUGUCAGACUGAAGAAGAAUUAUAUGAAGCUACAUUUCACUAGAGCCUGUGAAGUUUUCUAUUUUAAAAUAAAUAUGAAGCACUGUGUCACGAAAGUUAA